AUGUCGUCUAGCACCGACGAAGAAUUGGACAUGUUGUCGCCCUCGUUCAAUCCAAUCAAAGCUCUGUACGCAAAAAACGUACCGGUGCCUAGCACAACAGCUCAACCGCUAGACAACAUAUCAAAAUUUGAACUCGCUCCUUCAGGAGAAGUCUUAAUUAAACCUGAAAGACCCAGAACACACAAUGAAUAUAACAUUGAAACGGUGAAACGCGAUUUAAGUGCUGUGGCCGGCACAUCUCAAGUAUCAUUAGUUCAACGGAUUUUUAAAAAGAGACGAACUGUAAUGGCACGUAUGUCAGAAAUUGGCAAAUCUCGUGGGCCACUAUCUCGCAUUGCUCUGUUUUGUUUUGCAAAAAAACGUGUUAAAGUGUACAUACGGUCGGCUGUGUCUGUCCGAGGUCACUGUGAAGGGUACAUUAUUGCUUUUGAUAAACACUGGAACUUAGUCAUGGAUGAUGUAGAUGAAGUAUGGACAAGGAAAAACAAAUACAAAUCAUUAGCUAUUGGUGACGCUAGAAGUUUGGACGAUCCGGUGGAGAAGCCGUACACAGUCAUCAAGAGGAUUCGAGGACACCAAGUGUGCCGGAGGCACGUUCCCCGAUUUUUGGUGCGUGGAGAGCAGAUCGUUUUAGUGGCCAAAUGUCUCGUUUGA
Molecule: messenger RNA, 654 nt
Organism: Macrosiphum euphorbiae (potato aphid)
Lineage: Eukaryota; Metazoa; Arthropoda; Insecta; Hemiptera; Aphididae
Source: the annotation of a GenBank genome assembly